This is a messenger RNA of Closterium sp. NIES-67, 5000 nucleotides long. The record is from the annotation of a GenBank genome assembly. Lineage: Eukaryota; Viridiplantae; Streptophyta; Zygnematophyceae; Desmidiales; Closteriaceae.
AGAUAGACCAGCUGAAUGUGAAUGGGAAAGGAGAAGGCAAUUGUCGCAGACAUACGGUGCCAAGCAUUGAAGGUCUACUCGGCAAUAGCCGAAUACAUUGCUAAUAGUACACACGCCACAAAUGACAUGGCUCGCGGUAGCAGCGCAGUCCCUUUCUGGCAGCAGCUACAAGUACCCAAUGGCCUCGUGCCACGUAUCGGUCACAGCGCGACGCUCGUCGGCAGCUGCAUGUACGUCAUGGGCGGGCGACUGGCGGAUCGCUCGCACGUGAACGACGUCUGGCUGUGCGACCUUUCCGGCUGCGACGGCGUCGAAGGGACUACCGACGACGGGGGGAAGUCGAGUUGCCAAGCCGGAGAGGGAGGAGCAGGAGAGGCACGAGUAGGAGAAGGGAUACGAGGAAGAGAAGGAGGAGCAGCAGCGAGGUGGGAGUUGAUUAACGAGCACGCGCCGUUCUCCCCGCGAGCCUAUCACAGCGCGACGCUUGUGGGCGACUCGGAGAUCUGGGUGGUGGGCGGCAGCGACGAAAAGGCGGUGAAGCACGACGUGUUCGUGCUCGACACGCGCACCAGGCAGUGGAGGGAGGUGCAGACACGUGGCAGAUAUGCAGAGUAUCCACGUGCCACACAUGCUGCCCUGGUGCAUCCGCAGCACGCCUCGUGGCUGCUCAUCCACGGGGGAUAUGGGGGCGAAGGGCCCAAGCUGGAUUUUCUGGCUGACCUCUGUGUUCUCGAUACAGAGUGCCUGCUAUGGCAAGACGUGCGUCCCUCCGGCGCCCCUCCCUCUGCCCGCGGCUACCACUCCAUGACAAACCUGGCCGGCCAGGCUGUCGUCUUCGGAGGAAAGACCAAGCAGCGCGCAGACAAGGAGCAGCAGGGCCUCUGGGCCUAUGACCCGCUAUGCGAUGCAUGGGUCGAGCCCAAGGUGGCAUCUUCGGGGGGACCCCGACCACAGCUACGGUCAAACCACGCGGUGGCAUGUGUGGGGGGCGAUAUGGCGGUGAUGCACGGAGGCAGGGUGAAGAAGGAUAGAUUGGAUGACCUCUGGCUACUGCAGGCCUUAACCUCAGCACACAACGCACCACCAUCCCCACCAGCCUCCCAUGCCUCUCCGCCGCUCACCCUCGCCUGGCACCGCAUUGCCUCCCUCCCCCCCUCCCCCCCCAUGCUCGCUGUGCCUCCCCAUGUGGGGGAAGGGGAGAAUGUGGGAGGUGUGUGUGGUGGGAAGGGGGGCGCGAUGCCUGCGGGCAGGGCGGCGCACUCCUUGGUGUAUUGGGGCCGGUCGCUGUUCCUCUUCGGUGGCUAUGGCGGCAAGGAUCUCUCCUACGCCGACCUCUUUGCCCUCCGCAACCUUCCGUCUGCCUUCCCACCAACGGCCAGCCACUCACACGCGGCCGACUCAGCAGGCGAGCAUGGAGGGGGAAGAGGAACUCAAGGAAUUCAGCCAGCUGCCCCUGGCCUGUUACGAGCCAAUCGUGGGACGACACAUGUCGAUGAAGAGGCUGUUGUAGGCACACGUGGCAUGGGAGCUGCAGGUUUGUCUGCUCGCCUUGAGGCUGCUGUGGGAGCAGGAAGAGAAGGUGGAGGAGGAGGAGGAGGAGGAAGAGGAGGAGCAAGAGGAGGAAGAGGGGGUAGCAAAGGGGGAGAAGGUCUUGCAGGAGUGGCAGGAGGAGCGGAAACAGCAGGGGCAGCAGCUCCAGUGACUUCACGACCAGCAACAACAGGAGGCACAAAGCGGCCUUUGACCACGGCUCGCAAGCUCACGACUGGGCUCGGAUCGUGGCGUGUGAGAAGGGGGAGCAAGACUGGGGCAAUGCAAGGUGAUGCCCAGAUAGGCUCUGGUCCCGUGGGUGGGGGAGUGGAGGGAGGGAGAGAAGGCAGGCAGGGUGGUGGUGGGGGGGACGAAGGAGAAGGGGCAAGAGGGAAGGUAGUAAAAGCAGGUGAGAAACGAAUGCAGCAGAAUGAACAGCAGAAGAAGAAGAAGCAGCAGAAGCAGCAAAGGCACCAGCAGCAGCAGCAGCAGCUGGCGCAGAGGGAGCAGAGGGAGUGGAGGGCGGUGCAGCAGCAGCAGCUGGACCUAGUGGGGGGCGAUGUGGGGCGGCUGGUGAAGCAGAGCCCGUUCGCAGGCAGGGAGAGGGGCGCCGGGUGUCGGGUGGAGGGGUCCGGUGAGGUGGGGGAGAGGGGGGAGAGAGAGGAGGGUGAGGGAACAGCUGUGGCCGGGGCAGGGGUUGGCGCAGGAAAGAGGGCUGGGACUGUGAACAUGGGCAAACCGGGUCCAGGUAUGGUGAGAGUAGGUGGCUCGGAUUCUGAGGCAUCAGGUUCGGAGGCAGGUCCGAUGGUUGGAGAUGAGAGGGAGGGUGGCAAUAAGAGAAGGCGUCUGGAUCAUAACCCAACUAAUGGUGCUGCCGCUGCUGCUUCUGCUGCUGCUGCUGCUGCUGCUGCUGGUGCUGCUGCUACUGGUGGUUCUGGUGCUGCUGGUGGUGCUGGUGGUGCUGGUGGUGCUGGUGGUGGUGCUGCUGCUGCCGGUGGUGCUGCUGGUGCUGCUGCUGGUGGUGGUGCUGCUGCUGGUGCUGCUGGUGCUGCUGCUGCUGGUGGUGCUGCUGCUGCUGCUGGUGGUGGUGGUGCUGCUGAUACUGGUGGUGCUGCUGCUGGUGGUGCUGGUGCUGGUGGUGGUGCUGCUGGUGGUGCUGGUGCUGGUGGUGGUGCUGCUGGUGGUGGUGCUGGUGCUGGUGGUGGUGCUGCUGAUACUGGUGGUGCCGGAGCCUUCAGCGUGGCUGCUGAGGCUGCUGGAAGGGCCAUCCCUGUGCGAGGGGCAACACAGGGUGGAAUGCUGGGGCCAGAGAAGAGAGCGUCCAUGGAGCAGCGGAUCAGGGCACUCGCGGACCAGCUAGCAGCAGCCAGGACAGACGCAGGGCUGGCUAGAGCAGAGGGGGAAGCAGUGAGGAUGAGUUGGGAGAAAUCCCAGAGCGACCUGGCAGCAGCGCGAGCAGAGGGGAUGGCAGCAAGGGCUGCUCUUGAGAGAACGCAGAACGAUCUAGCAGCAGCGAAGGCGGAAGUGGCAGCAGCGAGGGCGGCACAGGAGAGGUGUGAGCGUGAGUUGGCAGCUGCGAGGGCGGAAGUGGAGCAGAGGGGAGUGGCAGAGGAGGAGCUUCGCAGGGCUCUGGCCUCCUGUAGAAGUGACCUGGCUCAAACUACGGCUCAGGCUGAAGCCGCGCGGCAGCAGAAGGAGGUGGAGAGGCGCAAGGGGGAGGAGCAGCAGCAGAGAGCCUGCGAGGUGGAGAGGAGGGUUGGGGAAGUCGAGACGCUGAUGAGGGAGCAAGAGGCGCAACUAGCCCACGCACAGGCUCAGAUGCGAGACGCAACGAGGCAGGUGGACAGCCACCAGCAGCAGGCACGGGAGCUCAGAGGCGACCUGCAGGCAGCGCGUGACGAGCUGUCAUCCCUGCAUGCUGAGGUGGCUUCGCAGCAACAAGCCAUGGAUUCCAUGAAAGCUGCCCAUGCUCAGGAGCAAUGGAGAGCAGCACAGCAGCUUGCAGCAGUGCAGGCAAAACUGGGGGGCGUGAAGCAUGCGCACCAGCAGCUGCAGCAAGCUUUAGGAGAAGCCAGGCAGCAGAUCACCCAGGUGGAAAGGGAGUGGCAGCAGCAGCAGCAAGCAGCAGAGGAGGAGGAGAGGAGAAAGACGGAGGAGCAUAGGCGAGCGACGGAGCAGAUACAAGCCAAACUGAUGGAGGCUGAGGGUCAGAGGCAGUGUGCAGAGCAGCGUCUGGAAGAUUCCAGGAAGCGGGCUGAUGAGCUGGGUGGCAGGGUAAAGCAGUUGGAGCAACGAGCAGACGAGCAUAUGGCGGCAGUGCAGCAGUGGAGGCAAACAGAGGCGCGCCUGCAAGCCUCUCUUCACAAGGUGACCAUGAAAAAGCAGCAGCUGCAGGAUCAGUCUGACACUCUCAGGGCCCAGCUAGCGCACCACAAGGCGCUACAGCAGCAGAUGGAGGGCAUCUGGCAGCAGCUGCGGGUCAGCACAGACACACUCUCUGCCCUGCUACUCUGUAAUACUACCAUCGCUGGUAACCCUACUGGGAGAGGGGGUUUAGAUGAUAAUGAUGAUGAUGAUGGUGGUGGUGGUGGCGAUGAUGGUGGCAGCUGGGUGAAUAAAGGACGCUGCAUGGAGCAGCAGCAGAACCAGCAGCAGGAAGCAGCAGUGGAGAUGGAUGAUGAUGAUUGGCUGCUGGAGCAUGGGCAUGAGCUGGAACAGCAGCGGCAGGUGCAAGCACAGCAGCAGCAGCAGGAGCAGCAGCAGGCAGGGCGGGUGCAUGUGUCCGGGCAAGAGCAGCCUGUGCUGGCUCUGCUCCAUGCUCCUCCUCCUCCUCCGCAGCCCCCACAGCUGCAGCAGUCAGCAGCACGUGGGCAAAGAGCACCAAACAAUGAGAGACAAGUGGGAGAGGGGGGACAAGCGAGGCCGGGGGGACAAGCGGGACAAGCAGGUCCACCAUUGUAUCGCAGCGGUGCCAACAACCUCCAUCCUGUGCACGCUGCUUCUAACGCCCACUCGCUCCCCUUGUCUGCCCGUCAGGCGUUCCGCCCUCCCUAGUUGUCAAAUGCUGCUGGUAGGGUGAUAUUGUCAGAAACUAGCUUAGCUAGGAAGCCAUAGAAUGGCACAAGGUUUAGCUAGGAGCUAGGAGGAGCCAUGAGAAUGGCGAGAGGUUUUAGGUGCUAGGAAAGUUGAGGAGAGAAAAGGUGUUGGAUUAGAAGAGAGGGGAGUACAAGGAGGGGUUUGUACCCCCUACGGAAAGAAACUAGCUUAGCUAGGAAGCCAUAGAAUGGCACAAGGUUUAGCUAGGAGCUAGGAGGAGCCAUGAGAAUGGCGAGAGGUUUUAGGUGCUAGGAAAGUUGAGGAGAGAAAAGGUGUUGGAUUAGAAGAGAGGGGAGUACAAGGAGGGGUUUGUACCCCCUACGGAAAGGUUCAGUAACAACCUACCAAGCCUAUAUUAAAUUAUAACUUAUAUA